AUGUGGAUUCUACCGCUCAUCCUUGUUUUGGCUGCUGUGGAAGCCGGACGCUAUGGAGCGCCCCAAAUGGCUCCAUCAAAUCCGCCAAGUUAUGCUCCAUCACAGCAGUGGUGGCCAGUUCCUUUUUACAAUCCAUGGUGGGGACACGGACAUCACGGAUGGUGGAGCAGCAGUUCAGGGUCGUCAGAGCGUCGUCGUCGUCAUCGUCAUGAUCGUUAUUCAGAAGAAAAACAUGAACCAGAAGCUCCAGCAUGCACUCGCUGUCCCAAACUAAAUAUCAUUAAUUAUAAAAAUGACCCCACUAUGGCCACCAUACAAUUUCUACAGUCUAACGGCUGUUUACAAGUACUUGUUGGUUGUCCAGUCGCAGGUAUCGCGUAUAUCUUUGCCACAGAGAGAAAUAGUAACGAAUUAAAGGGCCUUUCGUUGGGUCUCGGGAACAAGGCGAUGUUGGAGUGCACGAACAUGAAAACAUGGACGCCAAUUCAAGUCAGUGGAGCGGAUAUCGAUGCUGUUGGUUGUGUACCAGCUGAAGAAGAAGUCAAUCUGAAGAACUUAAAAGAGCUCGCUUCAAAAAAACAAAAACGCCACGUAGUCGAAGAGGAGGCUGAUCAGUCUGAGCCAGAUGUGCAUGAUGCGACCGUGAAGAGCACGAACGUUAGCGAAGAGACAGAAGAGGAGGAAGAACAUGAGCUGAAGCAAGUAUCCCCAGAAAAACACUGA
This is a messenger RNA of Necator americanus (New World hookworm), 723 nucleotides long. RefSeq lists its product as uncharacterized. Bases 1 to 723 code for a protein of 240 amino acids. NCBI's taxonomy places the organism in Eukaryota, Metazoa, Nematoda, Chromadorea, Rhabditida, Ancylostomatidae. The transcript is spliced from 7 exons. The record is from RefSeq and is a predicted model, not a curated record.